This is a messenger RNA of Emericellopsis cladophorae, 1287 nucleotides long. Its product is annotated as Short-chain dehydrogenase. NCBI's taxonomy places the organism in Eukaryota, Fungi, Ascomycota, Sordariomycetes, Hypocreales, Bionectriaceae. The transcript has 6 exons. Bases 1 to 1287 code for a protein of 428 amino acids. The record is from RefSeq and is a predicted model, not a curated record.
AUGAGUGGAUCGAUCCAGCGACAUGGUAACAUGGCAACUCAAUGGAACCCCGUCAAGGACAUGCCUGACCUUUUGGGCAAAGUGGCAGUCGUCACCGGCGCCACCUCGGGCAUUGGAUUCCACACGGUGAAACAUCUGGCUGCCAAGGGCGCCAAAGUCUAUUUUACGGCGCGCAACGAGGCAAAAGCGAGGAAGACGCAAGGGGAGCAGCUCAAGCUGAAUCCGGAACUGUCCGCUGAGCAGCUCCCGUGGCUACUCGUUGACUUUGAAGAGAUUGAAUCCGCCGCAAGGGCGGCAGAACUUCUCGGAUCAAAGGAGGACAAGGUCGACAUCCUAGUCAACAAUGCGGGCGGACCACCAAGGGCACUGGAGCACUCUUCAGCCGGCUGGGAGAAAUCCAUGGCAAGCUCCCACAUUGGCCACUUUGUCUUCACCAACAGGGUCCUCCCCCUGCUCAAAAAGGCCGCCGCGUCACCAGACGCUGACGUUCGCAUUGUCGUUGUUUCUUCCAACGCCAUGCACCUCGUUCUCCCGCCAAACUACGCCUUGGACUUUACCAAGUCAGAGCUCCUCUACGGAACGCUGCCCUACACACCGUUGAAGUACAAGUUGCUACGGCCCCUGGUCUUCGACGUCAACAUGCUGCACUACGCCGUGUCCAAGCUUGCCAAUGCCAUGUUUGCGAAACAGCUCCAGCGGAAUCUGCGCAGCCAGCGCGUGCCCAUUGCCGUUCUCUCGCUGCAUCCCGGCGGCGUGGCGUCGGAUCGGAUCCAUGAGGUUUUCAAGCCGUGGGUGUGGCCGCUGGUAUCGGGCAACUUUAUGCCACAGGACACCGGGUCUCAUGCCAGCUUGUUUGCUGCAACGGCCAAGGAGAUUCGUGUUGAGGAAAGGGGGUUCAUGGGAAACUAUAUGGAGCCGAUUGGGGUCGUGCAUGCGGGCCACCCGCUGCUCCAUGAUGAGGCUCAGGCGCGAGACUUGUGGGAGACUACGCAGAAAGAGGCGAGCACGUAUCUGAAGGGUAAAGGACAUGGAGGUCUACUCCUCGUGCUGAACCUGCUUCUGUCCAUGGAGGACACAUUCACCUGGGCCGAGGUUGGCAGUGCGUUCAAGAACUCCAGGAUGUACCUCCGCGCUGUUCUCGGGUUCUUAGUCACACUGUCCCUCUUUAGCUUGGUGGCGUUUCUGCCGGCUGUCAUUCGGGGACUGGCGAGACAGCCUGGGAGUGAGGCUGAGUACGCCGGCAAGGAGUACACAGACUAUGACGAUACAUCCCGGUACAACCUGUAA